CCUGGCUGGGCGUGGGGCGGGAGGUGGAGCUACCAGGGCGCGGGGAAGCCGAGCGGAGUGCGGCGCUGGCGGGCGUGGGCGGCGAGCCUGGCGCGGAGGAAGCGGGAGCUGGGCCCGGCUGCCUGGAGCAGAGCUACAGGGCGCCGAACUGUUGCUGGGAGCAUCAGGGGACCUGGGCCAGGCUGGGGGAGAGGCAGGGCACAGGCCUGGUCAUCGGGGCUAUUUUGCUCUCAUACAUCAGAGGGAAGCUGCCCCUGUGGUUCUGGUACCUCGGGAUUAAUUUCACUUCCCUAGUGUGACUUACUUCUGCAAACUCAGUCCUAGCCCGCUGCGCUAGGGCCGCCUGUACGCAGGAGCCCAGGGAAUAAUGGGGUGGAGGAAAGCUGCUAAAUCAUCUCCAGCUGGAGUCCCCAGCUUGCUCUCGCUUCAGUAUGACCCUGUCUUCUGGACUGGCGGAACCGCCUUUUUGUGGCUGGGCGGUGUACAGCGCCAAGGAUCAACAUCAAAGCAAGCAGCUGUGGACCUGCUUAACUCCGAGCACGUGUUUGAGAAUAGGAAAUUCUUAGGGAAUAGGAAAUGGGAUUGAGGCAUUUGCUUCAAAAUGAAGCAUGUAGUGAAAUGCCCUGUGAAAUGGAGCUCAAGCUUAGUGUCAGCACCAAAUAAAUGAAGUGAAGUGACUGAUACAAGGUCACAGACCAAAUAAGUGACGGUCAGCAUUUUAAUUCAGGCGGUCCUCCCUUUAACCACUGGACCAUGCUAUCUGUCUCUUGAGGUGGCGAGUUUUAUAGGCGCUAUUAUUCAAGACAGACAUGAGUCACUAAACUGUUUCUGAGUGGCAUACGCAUGCAAUUGCAUGAAGCGCUGGUUAUUUUCCAAUUACGUAAAAUUGGGUUUGAAAAAUGUCACGGGUAAGGACAACGGCUUUGGUUUCACCCUCUUGCCUUUCCUGUUCCCACGUUUUUGACUGUCCACUAUUGGUGUGACCGCAUGGAGCCAGAUGCUGAGAGUAUCAGCGUUCCCAGGCAGCUAGGGAAGUACAGAAUCAAGAGAGGCAUAUACACUGAAGAGCAGUUCCAGAAAAACUAUGACAGAAACACUCCCUCUCCAAGGAACAGGGACUUCAGAAUCCAAGGAAGGGUCCAGUGCAGAUUCUCCUGGGCAAGAUUCAGGAAGAUCAUACUCAAGAUGUUUCCUAUCCUGAACUGGUUGUGUGCAUAUCGAGUCAGAGAGUGGUUCCUGAGUGACAUACAUGCAGGCCUAAGUGUGGGGAUGGUCCAGAUUCCUCAAGGACUGUCAGGAGUUUUGUUAACGAGGUUACCACUACCAAUUGUCAAUGGCUUCUAUUCUGCAUUCUGCUGCUCAUUAACAUAUGUCAUAUUUGGGACUUCGCGCCAUAUCUCCAUUGGUUCAUUCAGCAUUCUGAAUGCAAUGGUGGCAGAUGUUCUGAAGACUCUGAAUUUCAGCCCUGUAUUGACUGCUAAUGGAACCUUUGCCAAUUUCUCAGAUGCAAAUUAUAUGAAGAGUUACAUGGAAGCCUUGACACUUACUGCAUCAACAACAUUUCUGACUGGGAUCAUCCAGUUGCUUUUAGGCUGCUUCUGCUUGGGGUUUGUCACAACCUAUCUGCCAAAGACCCUCAUUGACGCUUACCUCACUGCAGCGGCACUGCAUGUCAUCGUAUCCCAGUUCUCCUUCAUCUUUGGGAUUGUGAUCAAGUUCCAUAUGGGCCCCCUGGCCAUUUUCUACAACCUGUUUCAUUAUUGCAUGGCUCUCCCAAAGGCUAAUGCCACCAGUAUAUUGCUAUUUUUGGUUGGCCUAGUCAUGCUGAGGAUCAGCAAUUGUAUCAAGAUAACUUACAAGCACAGUCCUGUUGCAUUCCCUAUGGAACUUCUCCUGAUUAUUACAAUCACCAUUAUUGCUAACCAUGUGCAUCUGCAUGCUGAGUCCAGUAUGCUUGUGGCCAAAAUGGUUCCACACAGGUUUCUGCCUCCUACACUGCCAGACUUAUCAAAUUUGAGUAGGAUUGUAGCCCAUGCCUUCUCCCUGGCUAUUGUAAGCUACUUCCUUCUCAUUUUUGUGGGAAAGAGGUACUCUUGUAUUCACAACUACAGCAUCUCCAGCAACCAGGAGCUCAUGACUGUGGGGUUAUGCAAUAUCUUCAGUUCAUUUUUCAAAAGCUUUGCUGUCAGCUGUGCUAUUUCUGGGACUGUCAUUCAGGAGAAGACAGGCGGAAAAACACAGUUUGCAGCACUAAUUGGAGCAUCCAUAAUGCUAGUGGUAGUGAUGAAACUAGGACACUUUUUCCAGUCUCUGCCUAAUGCAGUACUAGCUGCAAUUGUAAUGGUCAACAUGUUCCCAUUUCUUGAAAAAUUUAUGGACGUCCCCACCCUGUGGAGACAGGAUAAGUAUCAUUUUGUUAUUUGGAUUGUGACUUUUGCAGCCGUUCUGUGUCUUGGUCUUGAUAUCGGCUUGAUCAUCGCAAUGGGAUUCACCUUCUUCAUCAUCACUGUUAGGUCACACAGAAUGAAGAUUGUGAUGCUGGGCCAGAUUCCAAACACGGAUCUAUACAGAAGUUUAUCUGACUACAAAGCAGCAGCAGAGAUUGAAGGUGUGAAAAUCUUCCAGUGUUGUUCCUCCAUCUCCUUUGCAAAUAUGAGACACUUCAAAGGCUACUUGUUACAGAAGAUGGAUGUGAAAGCAGUGCCCCUCGAUGAAAAUGAAAUGAGAGCUUUAAUCUCAGUUAGUCUGUCUAGCACUGGAUUGGAGAGAAAGGAUUUGAAGUGUGCUUGUGUUUGCGAUCCACCUGAGCUAUUACCCAGGAUACCCUACACUGAGAAACUGGUGAAGCGACUUCAUAGGGAUAACGAGUCUUCAUCGUCUUCCCUGAAUUUGAUACGUUGGUCAAAGUUUGAAAGGAAGCACAGUUCUGGGACUCUCACAACAGGAAUGUCGCAAACACAGCAUGCUCAGUCCACAGCCAUCAGGCUCAGGGCAGCAAGACCUGAGACUGGAAAGAAGAAGGAUGAAGGAAAGAGGAUAUGGAAUUCUUCAGACCUUGGAGUAGAUACUUCCACAACACUAUUGUGCCAGGAACCAGUACAGUUGCAGUCCACAGAGUUUUCAACAUAUCCAGUCCACACUAUUAUUUUAGACUUCAGCAUGGUGCAGUUUGUGGAUUUGCAAGCUUCAGAUUUACUGAGGCAGAUGUUCCACAUGUUUCAGAAUAUUGGCAUUUCGGUCCUGAUCGCCAGCUGCCACCUCUCUGUAAUAGCAAUCUUUGAGAAGAAUGAUUUCUUUGAUGACUGUGUCACCAAAGCACGGUUCUUUCUAACGCUGCAUGAUGCUGUGCUGGCCGCUUUGGAACAGAAUCAAAGGCCAGAGACUGUGGCACUCAGCAUUGGACAGCCUGACCAGGAGUUAGAUGAAGGGCUCACAGAAGAACAGAAGGAGAGAAGUCUGCACUCUGGUAACAACAAAGAUAUUUCCUCUUUAAAGACUACCAGGAGCGAACUCUUAAAUGAAGAGCCGAUAUCCGAUCUCUUCCGCACAUAUUCACUCCAGAGUGAAACAGAGAUGAACGUAUUCCAACAGUAUGAUGCUCCACCCCCUGAGCCAGGUGACAGAGAUGAGGAGUGGGAGCAGAAGUGGAAAUAUGCCAGAGAUCCCUGAGAUGCACAAGAACUGACAGGGAAUCCUAGUCCAGUAUAUGGGGAGAGGUGCUGAUAUAGCACAGUUCAAGUAGUUCUUGCCUGCAUUUUGGUGGGGUUUUUUGCCUUUGUCUCUUUCAAAGUUAUUGAAGUAGCCAACUAGUCAGUCCAUCCAAUGGUUCUGCUGGUUUAAGGAAACUAGCACAGUUUAUGAAGUUACCUUUCAGGACUUUCAAACAGAGGGACUAUUUAGCAGCUAUUUUAACCUUUGUAGUGAAUUAACUAUAAAACU
Molecule: messenger RNA, 3939 nt
Organism: Mauremys mutica (yellowpond turtle)
Lineage: Eukaryota; Metazoa; Chordata; Testudines; Geoemydidae
Gene: SLC26A8
Product: solute carrier family 26 member 8
Exons: 20
Coding region: 988-3669 (893 amino acids)
Biological process (GO): transmembrane transport
Cellular component (GO): membrane
Molecular function (GO): bicarbonate transmembrane transporter activity; oxalate transmembrane transporter activity; chloride transmembrane transporter activity
Source: RefSeq, a predicted model, not a curated record